CAGUGGCUCAUGACCUCGCUGUUUCCUCUGAAGAAAAGUAUAACACCGUGAAGAUUUACCUUGUCUCGAUACCUUCCUUCUUUACUCUGAAUCUGGAGAUUACCAUCCAAAAACAAGGAAUUUACCUACGCAAGCACCGUGCCAUCACGGCUAUGCGGCGUUCCACCCACAUCCUAUUUGCCUUCCGCAACUGAUGUGCCCAAAGUGCAGUACAUUGGCGUGGUUAAUAUCGUUCAAUGCGCCCUUUUCAACAUUUCUUUCGGCCACGCUGUUUCCGUCACGAUUUGGACGUCGAGUCCGGCAAUCAUCAACGUCCCAACAACCCCGGAAUUUUGAACACGACCAUCUUGCUGUCAUCGUCGUACCUGGUUUCCUUCUUCAAGGCAAUCUGGCUGCGCCAAAAUUUUGAUCGAC
Molecule: messenger RNA, 414 nt
Organism: Colletotrichum godetiae
Lineage: Eukaryota; Fungi; Ascomycota; Sordariomycetes; Glomerellales; Glomerellaceae
Exons: 1
Coding region: 194-409 (71 amino acids)
Source: RefSeq, a predicted model, not a curated record